GUCAUCCUGAGCACGGCGUUGUGGGUGCGAGGAGGAGCUGCAUUCCGUUCUCAAGGGGAUACCGGACGUCCAUGCUGCAUGCUUAACGGCAUCUGCUUUCAUCUAGUCUUCAUGAGAAAGGAACCCCAGAGUCAGGAUGGUCCCAUUUUCCUCAUCAUCCAGACCCUUUUCCUGCUCAGAGGACCGUGGGAAUGCCCGAUAAUGGAGGAUCCUGAGAACAGCAGCACAAGAUUCCGCAGCCCAUGACAAAACGGCUUCUACUUUUCCUGUGAACUCCAACUCACGGGUUCAGGAGCAGCAGAAACACCUGGAAGAAGCUAGAUAAGCAGAACAGGGGAAUCGAGCUGUGAAACUAAGCUUUUCUCCUCAAACCGUUUUUUCGGCUCAGCCAUCUGUUUCCGCCACGAAGAGAGCAUUUGCUAUCGCUGCAGCCCAUCCAGACAGCUGGGUUCCUCCCGUCUUCCCUCUCUGAGGCUCAGUACCAUUGCAAAGGUACCGGAACCAUGGCGGACACCCUGAUCCAACUCCCCGUUGUUCAGAUUCAGGUCCCAGGGGAUCAUGGUGCGGAAGCAAGAUCAGGGCUUCGGGCUGGGGCAAAGGCGGCAGCACCUGGUACGUCGAAUCGCACCCCUCUCCCCACGUCCAGCCGCACGCCACGGCAAAGGCGUUUCCGAAUGCGUCGUUCCAGGGAUACACCGGGCGAGUGGGAGCCUGCAGCAGUGGAAACCAGGCUGCAACGUUCGGGAUCCACUUUCAAGGAGUACCUGCAGCUUCCCUCCAUCGAGAUCACGCCUUCGAGCGACGAGGAUGGACCGUGGUCAAAUUGCUCCACGCCCAGCGCCUCACCGCUUCGAAAGCGCUCCCUGCUCAGGCGCUGGCUGAAGGUGCGCGAGAAGAAAAACCGUGAUUGUGAAAGCAGCCAACAGAACAAUGUGCAGAGCAGCUAUGAGGACGACUCCGCCCACCCGUCACCGAAAACAACCCACUUCCUGAGUCCCUUCAUCCGCGACGACAGGUCUGACGGCGGAGGGGACAAGUUGAGCACUGGCAGUAACUCAAACCGGAGCACCCCAGCCUGCUCGCCAAUCCUCCGCAAGCGCUCCCGCUCACCAACACCGCAGAGCCCGGAGGGCGAGACCAUGGUGGAGAAGGGUUCCGACCACUCCUCUGACCGCUCUGCCUCCACCCCGGAGCAGGCUUCCCAGCGACCCUGCGGCCAGCUGCCCCACACCACUCGCACCGGAGGCACUGGCAGCGGCAGCGGAGGCAAGAACUCCAAGUCUCACAAGCGACUGUCCAAAAAAAGCCAGAGCUGGUACAACGUCUUGAGUCCCACCUACAAGCAGCGCAAUGAGGACUUUCGGAAGCUUUUCAAGCAGCUCCCAGACACAGAGCGGCUCAUCGUGGAUUACUCGUGCGCCCUGCAGAGGGACAUACUGCUGCAAGGCCGACUCUACCUCUCGGAAAACUGGAUCUGUUUCUACAGCAACAUCUUCCGCUGGGAAACGCUGCUAACGGUGAGACUCAAGGAUGUCUGCUCAAUGACGAAGGAGAAGACCGCCCGUCUCAUCCCAAAUGCUAUCCAGCUGUGUACUGACUCCGAAAAGCACUUCUUCACCUCAUUCGGAGCCAGGGACAGGACCUACAUGAUGAUGUUCAGGUUGUGGCAGAAUGCCCUGCUCGAUAAGCCCCUGUGUCCCAAGGAGCUGUGGCACUUUGUCCAUCAGUGUUACGGCAACGAGCUGGGCCUGACCAGCGAUGACGAGGACUAUGUUCCACCGGACGAAGACUUCAACACCAUGGGCUGCUGUCCGUCCCCCUGGUGCAGGUACUGCGAAGAGAUCCCAGCCGAGGAGAACGAGGUCAACGAAAGCACGUCCAAGAACAGCACCGAGGCCCGGCCCGAUCCUAGCCCGCAGCUGCCCCGCAAGCCCCCCCACAGCAACAACGAGCUGUCCGUCUCUUUUGACCUCCAGCCGCCAGACGAUUACUCAGGCUGUGUCCCAGAUGUGGACAUCCAGGCUGUCCCACUGUCCCUCAGUAAGACAGAGGAACACAGCGUCCCUGUCCUUUCCCCGUCACUUGAUUUGAACGACAAUGAGGACAUCCCCACGGAGCUCAGCGACUCAUCAGAGACGCAUGACGAAGGUGAGGUGCAGGCCUUCUAUGAGGACCUGAGCGGAAAGCAGUACAUCAACGAGGUGUACAAGGUCAGCGUGGACAAGAUGUUUGGUAUUCUCUUCACCGAGUCGCAGUUCAUGAAGGAUUUCCUGGAGCAGCGACGCUUUUCAGAUGUGAUGUACAGUCCCUGGAAGAAGAAGGAGGAGGAGGCGGGAAACCAGAUGCGUGAGAUCCGGUACACCAUCUCCCUGACCAAUCCCCUGGCGCCCAAGACAGCAACUGUCACCGAGACACAGACGCUGUACAAGGCGAGUCAGGAGGGAGAGUGCUACGUGAUCGACGCGGAGGUGAUCGCGCACGACGUCCCGUACCACGACUACUUCUACACCCUCAACCGCUACAUGCUGACACGUGUGGCCAAGAACAGGUGUCGUCUCAGGGUGUCUACGGAACUCCGGUACAAGAAGCAGCCUUGGGGGCUUGUGAAGGGAUUCAUUGAGAGGAACUUCUGGAGCGGCCUGGACGAGUACUUCAGGCACUUAGAGCUGGAGCUCAGCAGGAUGGAGGCCUCUCUAACAGAGUCGCUUCAGCUGUCACCGAAGCCCAAGGCAGUGCGGGUUUCCGCAGGACGCCGGCGGAAGCGCACCCUGGCCCAUCUCCGCACCCAGCACCUGGACGAAGCCCUCAGCCCCGUGACCACACCUGAGGACGAGGAGGUCCUCCAUCGUGUCAGACAUGUGGCAGGUUCCACUCAGACGAGACACAACCCAGAGCAGAUUUCUGGAGGCCUGGCUCUGUAUAGCGUCUCCAGACUCCUGGUCAUUGUCAGUUUCGUCCUGGUGCUGCUGGUCUUCCUUAACAUGAUGCUGUUCUACAAACUGUGGAUGCUGGAACACACCACCCAGAGCCUGGCUACCUGGCCGGGCCUACAGCCUCAGGAGAGGUUGCCGGAGUCGCAGGUGGAGUGGGCUCAGCUUCUGGAAUCGCAGCAGCGCUACCAUGACGACGAGCUGCAAAAGUGGAGGGAGAUCAUCAAGUCCUCGGUCCUGCUGCUGGAUCAGAUGAAGGACUCCCUGCUAAACCUGCAGAAGGGCAUCGGCCUGCGGGACUACAGCUCCGACACAGAGGAGAAAAGAAGUCGAUAUCACUGAGCGGUGCCCCCUCGCCGCUAGAAAGUGGCACUCAGCCGUGGGACACGCAAGAACGGCCGAUACGCGACCAUCGCAACGAAGGGGACCCGUCUGCUGUUGCUGCUGCUACCCCUAACCGACAACGGUUUGACCUCUGACCCCUGGAGAGGAAGUGCUCCCUCUAGUGACAAGGAGUGGAAGUGCUGUGAACAAUGGCCCUUCCUCCAAUAGCAACGCUGCUAACCUCGACCUAAAUUACCCCCCCCCACGUUUAAGAGUAUUAUGCUGUUAGCUUUUACCACUUACGGAGAAAGAAACGGCCGACAAAAAACAAAAGACAGCAUGCAGUUUUACCUUCACGAGGAUUCUUCUCAAGGAAGAUUCAUAGAACACCUCUUAAAGAAUGCUUAACCCAAAUAAGGGCGAAUAGGACGAGGACAUUUUUUUAGUUUCUGUGGCAUCCAGGAGCUCUUUGACUGUUCUAGGUAGAGCACAUACCCCCCAGCCCCCCCCAGCUGGUCACAGUCGCAGUACCACAUUUUUAGCGUUUCCGGAUCAUGGGACCACCGACAGAAUAUCAAAGCAGUACGCAGACGCAGUCGUCCGUCAUUUCUCAGACUGGAGAAAACAAAAGUGCAUCUAUGUAUAUAUGAUACAAAAAUCAGCGUACAGAUAUAGGUUUUCUAUCGAAAGCGUCUUUGCUGGCAGGAGAAAUCAGGGCUGGUUUCCCUGAUACUGUAGCCCGUGCCAUGUUCUAUUUACACGUUUGUAGCAAAAAAUGUCCUUGUCAGAAGUGUCAAAGUUGAUCCGAACGGCUUCGCCCUAGUAGUCGGAAACCUCCGAGUCGGUCUGGUCUACGGCAGCAGUGAAUCGUGGGUAAUCGGAGGCGAGGGGUGCAAAGAAGGCCUCGGUACGUGCAGGGGCCCGUAGGUUCAGAAACGCGCCUCCGUGUUCGGAAGCGUACCGCCCCCUCUCGCCCGAGCCGCGAUGAGCCGAACGUACCCGCGACCGUCGUCCCAGAUGCAGCUCCGCACGAGGACGUCGUACGAAACGUUCACAGGGGCGGUUCAUUCGUAAAGUGUUGCGUCUGCUUUCACUUUUUUUUUUUUUUUUUUUUUUGGGCCAAGUUGCGUUGGCGUCGGUCACGGGUCAUCCGCGGCUGACGCAAAAAGUUAGCUUCGGCCCUUGUUUACGUGGCCGCGUUUCCGGAAGCUUCGCUCUCAUUUUUCACUUGUUUUUGUGCUAAUAUUAACGAGCACGCAAUAAUGUUUUUGCUGCAAAGGGCUGAUCGCCGGUGUCGCGCGAGGAUCGGACCGCGGGUCCGCCGUGAGGUCGCGAUGCGCUCGCAAGCACGUUCCAGCUGUGAAACGAAUAUAUAAAUGUAUAGGGAACGAACAAGCGGCGCCAGUUUUGUUGUUCCAUCUUUGGACACAAGGUUCUUUUUAGGUUUACCCAGCUAUGACGGUCCACGGUGGCUGGAGCGGCUUCGACUGGCCUCGCGGAAAGAGCUUUUUUAACCAGUCGCUCUUUCAGGAUCCCCGUCAGGUUGACGGUGUCCUCGAAAUCCAGAAGUUUCUUGAUGACGUUUCAACAGGGGGGACGGUAACCGUGGUUACUUCAGACUCGGUCUCGGAGACGGAAGCGAUGCCGCCGCCGGGCCGAGCAUGGUGACCGUUUCUCUGAGCCUUUAAUUUAUUUAAUAAGAAAAAAACAAAACUGUGAAGAGUGAGUAAACAUGCUUGAAGAUGGAAGAGAGGAAUUGGGAUAGAUAUAUUAAUAAUUAGGAGGAGGAUAUUUAUUAAGUAUUUAUACUUUAUUUCAAGAGCACCCUGAGCUCAGGGCAUGUGGGAGAAGUGAAACGGGGGGGGGGGGUGUUUGUUUCACAUGUCACAUGGACAUUCCAACAUGCUGUGUUCGUGUCAUGCAUAUGUGUGAGGUGUGUCCACUGUCCCAGGUUUAUUUCUUUGUUAGGUUUUUGUGUUCCCCCCCCAUAAUCAUUGUAAAGAUGCUCUUUUUUUGCACAUCAGGACACGGUGGGUCACAUCACAGCACCCCGGGGGAUCAGAGCUCCUCUUGUCAGUAUCGUGGGAUCCAUCCGCCUGACCUCAUUACCCUUAAAGUCAACACUGGAACCGUUCGUAUUAAAUUUAGCUGCCAAGGUGAACCUUUGGAUAAACGUUACGUUUCGGAUUUCUAACGUUACGCUUUUAUCCAGUCAUCGCAUGAGCGCAUCAUUUUCUCAUGUCAGUCAACCCGUACUCGAGGGUAUAGCAGCUUCUCCUUCUGGGAACUAAAUUUGAGAUUUUUUGUCACAUAUCAUGUUUGUUGAGCACUGAAUCACCUGUGAUUUACAAACACAAGAAUGACAGCCUCUUUCUAGGGAGUCUGCGUUCAUCUGGACACCGGAUCAGAUGAAUCGUUGAGAGCUCCGGUCUCCCAGAAAGUGAUGGACAGGAAUUUGUACGUGGCCCUUAGCAGAGAUGCACACGGACCCGAAAGAGAGAGGUUCCUAAAGUGCAUCUUCCUGUCGGCUCCAGUCUGUGACCUUGCACGCCCUCUAACCCGGGGCCCUUCGUGCGUGUCGCUCCCCGAGAACAGUUCUCCAGGCAGCAGGAGCUUUAACAUGCAAACAGUCAUUCGUACACACAAUCAGCAUUGAGUGUGUUAUCACCGCAGUGUUUCCGUAGCAAUAAGGUGUUUUACACCCGAACUACCCUAACCUGUGUUUAUUGCUGAGCAAGCAGAAGUGUUGCAGCGAAGGGGGUCUAUCUUUGGGACAGUUUUAGAAGAUCCAAAUCCGCCACACGUGUAUUCUGUGUAAAUGUGUGUCCCGGUGCCUUGGUGCAGCUGGAAAGGAGGAGCGUGUCCCCGCAGGUAAAGGUGCAGCAUCUCACAGGCGGGCGUGAGAGACUGAGAACCUCCUUCACGUGUGGGAUGGAGACGGGAGUGUGUCUCAGUGUCGGUGUAACUGAUGACUAAUGACAGCGAGUGCGUCCCCUGACACGUUCUCCUAGACAGGUGUGGGGCCGAUGCCACUCUGAGCGUGCGCGUGGAUUUGCAUAGGACGUCAAACCUUUCAUCUUACCGUAAUUCAUAAAAGAAGAAGAUGGCUUGCGGGGUUAUGGAAAUGACAUGCCAACCGCCACACGUGCCAUGUGUGCCCCCCGAGUCCAGCCCGACUGCAGGCUUUGCGGAUGAUUGCGGACGCGUGUGAUGAUGGAGCAGUUCUGAUGAUCGUGAGCAUCUGUUGUAGAGACACAAUCCCUUGUGCUGCGUGUUUUGUCUGUUGCAUGUGUCCACCAGCAGCAGCCCUUGUGUGUGGGACACGUGUGAACGUAUUGCACUGUGUUACCCAAAACCAAAGCCCAAGCCCGUGUUUGCGUGCACACGGUCACCAUGCGUGGUAUGAUUAUCAAUUUGAAGUGAGGGGGCGGGGCUUGAGUGUGGAUCGGCCAAUGAGAUGAGCGUUUCCCUCACGGAGCGGGGAACAGGUUUGUGUUGCCGGUGUCACCCUUGGGGACUUUGCCAUAGUUAAUCGAUUAAUUUUUUUUUAAAUACUUCAGUCGUAGAAAAAGCCAGAGUCUCACGGGCCGGGAAGGGGUCGUUGCUGCUCAGCGGUGUACCGCGUUAAAGGACCUCACGGGACCAUGCUGUGCCCAGGGGUCUGCCAGGGAUCGGGCUGCCCGUGCACCAAUAUCUGUGAGAG
This is a messenger RNA of Scleropages formosus (Asian bonytongue), 6957 nucleotides long. It is a transcript of the gene gramd1ba, whose product is annotated as GRAM domain containing 1Ba. Gene Ontology annotation, cellular component: endoplasmic reticulum-plasma membrane contact site; plasma membrane; endoplasmic reticulum membrane. The coding region runs from base 504 to 3272 and encodes 922 amino acids. NCBI's taxonomy places the organism in Eukaryota, Metazoa, Chordata, Actinopteri, Osteoglossiformes, Osteoglossidae. The record is from RefSeq and is a predicted model, not a curated record. The transcript is spliced from 22 exons. Gene Ontology annotation, biological process: intracellular sterol transport. Gene Ontology annotation, molecular function: cholesterol transfer activity; cholesterol binding.